AUGGCUGAACACAAGGAGAUUUCUUCAGAGGAGGAUGAAGAGUGUGGGGAAAGAAGGAGGGGACUUGAGUUUAUCUUUGGGAACGUUGAUAACUCUGGUGGCUUGGAUGCUGAUUACCUUAAUGAGGAGGCUAAAGAACAUCUUUCUGCAUUGGCUUCGUCUCUGCCAGACAUAAUGCUGAUGGCAAGUUUAGACUGUGCAACAAGUGAUCUAGCUGAUCAAGAUUACAACGAAAAAGCUGCGGACGCUGUUGAUUAUGGGGAUAUUGAUGAAGAGUAUGUCGGGCCUGAGGUUGAAGUAGUUACUGAGGAAGAUCAUCUACUGCCAAGAAGAGAAUAUUUUGCGUCUGCAGCUGCCUCGGGUAGUUUAUAUUCCAAAGCUUCUGUGUUUGAUGAUGAUGAUUAUGAUGAGGAAGAAGAACAAAAGGAGGAGCACAUGCCAUUUGAAGAAGCUUUUGAUUCUGAAGAGAGUGAAUCAGUUGACUUAAAGGAGGACAAGGCUUUGGAUAAUGAAGAGGCGGCUGCCAUCUUGGGAAAUGAGGAACGGAUGGACACAAAUGAGAAAAGCGCAACGUCACUGCCUACUCUGUAUGUGGAAGAUGGUAUGGUUGUCUUACAAUUCUCUGAGAUAUUUGCUAUUCAGAAGCCACCACAGAAACGGGCCAAGAGAGAAAAGAGAUAUGUCACUUAUAGAGAUAGAUACAAAUCCAUGAAGCUUGUUGAAGAUGAUGAGCGGUUACUUCUUAAGAGCCAUGGUAGGAUCGACCCUCAUGUGAAACAAGCUGAACUGAUUCAGCUGGAUGUUCCGUUACCAAUCAGAGGGGAUUUACAGCUGGUAAAUGCUGACACAUUCGGAAGCAUCAUACCAGAAUCGAGAGGAUCUACAAAGCUAGGACGGGAUUCAUGCACCAUGGGUGAACUGUUGAAGGAAGACUUAGACGACGAUAAAUCAUCUUUGUGCCAGUCUCAAUUAUCAACGGAAGUUUUUCCUCUUGACCAGCAUGAGUGGGAGAAUCGAAUUAUUUGGGAAAACUCUUCUGAAGUUAGUGGUAGUUCUUUUGAAAGCGUUGAAUCUGGAAUUGAGUCAGAAAGCCUGCUGAUUCAAGGAACAAGUUCAGAGAUUGAACAAGAAAGCUUAAACGUGGUGAAUUCUAGAGAGCAGGCUCAAGCCGAAAAUAAUAAGCAUGUGUCUUUUUGUGUCAGUCCCUUGGAGUUUCUUGGCUCGAGAGAUUCCCACAAUACUAUUAAGUCCACUAACAAAAGUAGACGUCAUCCGCAACUUCUUAGGUUAGAAUCUCAGUGGGAUGAUCAUCUUAGUAAAAAUGACGGCGCUGGAGGGAAGAAUUUAAAGCAGCUUAAAAGUGACGCUCUUGGACGCUUUAGCAGACUUGCUUUGCAAGAUAGGGAUAUUGGGGAUGAAGCAUGGCUAGAUAGCAUAAUAUGGGAGUCAGAUAAAGAGUUGAGCAGGUCUAAACUAAUAUUUGACCUUCAAGAUGAGCGAAUGGUCUUUGAAAUCCCGGAAAACCAGGAAAGCAAAGAUCUCCAACUUCAUGCUGGAUCUGUGAUUCUAUCCCGGUCUUCAAAGCCCAAGGAUGAAAGCUUUCAAGAAGGCUGUGGAUCAAAUUAUGGGUGCCAGUUCAAUAUUUCUAAUGACAAAUUCUAUAUGAAUGGGAAAAGCUGUCAGCAACUCCAAGCAAAUGCUAAUCAAUUCGGCGUACACAGCUUGAGAGUUCUUCAUUCAGCACCAGCGAUUAAAUUGCAGACAAUGAAGAACAAAUUGAGCAAUAAAGACAUCGCAAAUUUUCACCGGCCCAAAGCUUUAUGGUGUCCACAUGACAAUGAGCUAGCCAUCAAGCAACAAGAAAAGUUACCAACUCAAGGAUCCAUGAGAAUUGUAGUUAAGAGUCUGGGGGGUAAAGGAUUUAAGCUACACGUUGGAACAGAGGAAUCUGUCUCUUCUUUGAAGAACAAGGCUUCUAGGAAGCUAGAUUUUAAGGAAACUGAAGCAGUAAAGAUGUUUUGUAUGGGAAAGGAACUUGAGGAUGAAAAGUCUCUUGCUGAACAAAAUGUUCAUCCAAAUUCUUUGGUCCAUAUUAUACGCACCAAGGUACAUCUGCUGCCAUGGGCACAAAAGCUUCCUGGCGAACAUAAAUCUUUGAGACCACCUGGAGCAUUCAAGAAGAAAUCAGACCUAUCUACUAAAGAUGGCCAUGUUUUCUUAAUGGAGUAUUGUGAAGAGAGGCCAUUGAUGCUCAGCAAUGCAGGAAUGGGUGCAAAUUUGUGCACGUAUUAUCAGAAGUCAUGCCCAAAGGAUCAACAGGGGAACUUGCUGCUUAAGAAAAAUGAUACCGUAGAGAAUGUGAUGAUUCUAGAACCUGGGGAGAAAUCUCCUUUCCUUGGGGAAAUACAGGGUGGCUGCAGUCAGUCAUCAAUUGAAACAAACAUGUACAAAGCACCUGUUUUUCCUCAUAAGUUGCAAUCAACGGACUAUCUUUUGGUCCGGUCUUCUAGAGGAAAGCUCUCUCUAAGGCGUAUUGACAAGAUAUUUGCUGUUGGACAACAGGAACCUCGAAUGGAAGUAAUGUCUCCUGCAUCGAAGACUCUACAGAUAUAUUUGGCGAACAGGAUGUUGGUCUAUGUGGACCGAGAAUUUAAGCAUCGCCACCGUAUUCCUGCAGAUGAGCUGUCAAUCUUAUUUUCUAACUUAUCGGAGGCAGUUGUCAAGAAGAACAUGAGACUUCAUGGUAUUUUUCUAGAGAGGGACAAAAAUGGCCAAAUUUUCUGGUCCAAGAAACAUAGGUUUGACAAGACUCCACAUGAGAAUGAGUUGAAAAAUCUUGUGGCGCCAGAGGAUGUGUGUUCCUAUGAGAGUAUGCUAGCUGGGCUGUACCGUCUCAAACAUGUAGGGAUCACACAGUUUACAUUGCCUACCAGCAUAUCAGCUGCAUUGGCGCAGCUUCCAGAUGAAGCCGUUGCCCUUGCCGCUGCUUCACAUGUUGAGAGGGAGUUGCAGAUUACUCCAUGGAAUCUGAGCAGUAACUUUGUCGCUUGUACAGCUCAGGACAGAGCAAACAUAGAGCGUUUGGAAAUUACUGGAGUUGGCGAUCCCUCUGGACGGGGUCUAGGAUUCAGCUACGUCCGAGCUGCGCCAAAAGUACCAGCUGCAGCUGGACGUACGAAGAAAAAGGAAGCAGCGAGCGGAGCCCCAACUGUAACUGGUACAGAUGCUGAUCUUCGCAGAUUAAGCAGGGAAGCAGCUCGAGAGAUUCUUCUCAAGUUCAAUGUUCCUGAUGAGGUAAUGGCCAAGCAAAAUCGAUGGCACCUGAUAGCUAUGAUACGCAAGCUAUCGAGUGAGCAGGCUGCAUCUGGUGUACUUAAGGUUGACUCUAAUACAAUAGGUAAGUAUGCCCGUGGCCAGAGAAUGUCUUUCCUACAGUUACAACAGCAGGCCCGGGAAAAGUGCCAGGAGAUUUGGGAUAGGCAACUUCUGUCCCUUUCAUCAUGUGAUGACGAUGAGUCUGAGAGUGAAAAUGACAUGGACUCCUUUGUUGGAGAUCUGGAAAAUCUACUUGAUGCUGAGGAGUGGGAAGAAUCUAAUACGUCUAAAAAUGACAAGUUGGAUGGAGUCAAGGGGCUCAAGAUGAGACGGCGACCCAAUCAAGUUAUGACAGACGAAGAGGUUGAAGAUGAAGCUGCUGAAUAUGCCGAGUUACGCCGAUUGCUGAUGAAAGAUGAGGAAAAGAAGAACAUGAAUGCUCAAUUUGUCAGAAAGGACAGUGUCAGUGCCAAGAAGCAUAUUGCCACCCGGCCAGAUGCCUCUUUCUUAGUGUCUAGGAGCACCUUCAAAGACACAACAAACGUCAGUGUAUUCAAAGACAGAAAACCAGUGAGAGAGAACUUCUUCUGUGGAGCCUGUGGUCAGCCUGGACACAUGAAAACCAAUAAACACUGCCCAAAAUACAGAGCAACUACAGAAUCACUUCCCGAAGGUAUAUAUGUGAAGAAGUCUGCUGGGACACCGAGCUGUUCAGGUCUAUCAGGGCAGGUCAAGCUGGAACCUAUCAAAAACAAGAAGACUGCGCCAAAAAGUCCGACAAAGGUUUCUGUAGAUGAAGCCCCGAAGGGAGAUAAUUCAACUUCCAAAACCGGAGGUGGUCUUACUCUGAGGUUUAAAUGUGCUGGAGAGAUGUUAGAUAAACCCGGUUCUGAAACCCCAAGACGUACUAUGGAAGAACCUGAGAGAGGGGAGAGCAAGUCUCACAAGCCUUCUGUGUCUGGACAAUUAUUGUCUAGUACAGAGAGAAAUCAGGCUGCAUCAAGCAGACUUGCUAUUUCAAUUACGCAGCCAUCAUUUCGCGUGGAUAAAAAAGUCGUGUUUUUGCCGCCGAAUGAAAGAGAACAGCCUCAGAAGAAACUUGUUAUAAAACGUUCGAAAGUGCUAACUGAUCAUGACCGGACUAGUCGUGAAAUGAGUUCACAGUUUGAGUCCAGGAAGACAAUGAGAAUAGCAGAACCAGAAGGUUUUAAGAGGAAGCAGAGAUUUAUAUUUUCAGAGAACUCACUAGACCGGGGACUAAAAGAGGAUAGAGUAUGGCAAGAGGAACGGGAGAUACGUACGGAAAGGCACAGGGAAGCAAGGUUGAGAAGCCAGUAUGUCUCUGACUUUGAAAGGAACGUGGAAGAGUACGCACCUCAACCAAAACGACGCAAAAAGGGAGAGGUUGGCCUAGCAAACAUCUUGGAAGUCAUAGUGGACACACUAAAAGCCAAAGAAGUAAACGUGUCGUACCUCUUCUUGAAACCUGUUUCAAAGAAGGAGGCUCCGGACUAUCUUGACGUUGUGGAACGGCCCAUGGAUCUCUCGACAAUCAGGGACAAGGUACGGAGGAUGGAGUACAGAGACCGAAAGCAGUUUAGACAUGAUGUGUGGCAGAUCAGGUACAAUGCUCAUCUUUACAACGACGGGCGUAACCCGAUGAUACCGCCCUUGGCAGAUGAGUUGCUGGUGAAAUGUGAUGGCUUGUUGGAUAGGUAUAGAGAUGAGUUAACAGAAGCAGAGAAAGUGAGGUUAUGGAAGAAACUAGAAAAGGCAGUGUAA
This is a messenger RNA of Eruca vesicaria subsp. sativa (arugula), 5097 nucleotides long. Lineage: Eukaryota; Viridiplantae; Streptophyta; Magnoliopsida; Brassicales; Brassicaceae. The record is from the annotation of a GenBank genome assembly.